Callorhinus ursinus (northern fur seal) is the source of this 2191-nucleotide messenger RNA. RefSeq names its product kelch like family member 23 (gene KLHL23). The record is from RefSeq and is a predicted model, not a curated record. Gene Ontology annotation, molecular function: protein binding. NCBI's taxonomy places the organism in Eukaryota, Metazoa, Chordata, Mammalia, Carnivora, Otariidae.
GGGUCCGGAGGCGCCCCCGCCCCCGCUCGCCGCUAGCCUGUCGGCCAGCACCGCGUCCCGGAGCCGCCGCCGGAGCCAUGGCUCUAAAAGGACAAGAAGAUUAUAUUUACCUUUUCAAGGAUACAGCGCAUCCAGUGGAUUUUCUAGAUGCAUUCAGAACAUUUUACUUGGAUGGAUUAUUUACUGAUAUUACCCUUCAGUGUCCUUCAGGCAUAAUUUUCCAUUGUCACCGAGCUGUUUUAGCUGCUUGCAGCAAUUAUUUUAAGGCAAUGUUCACAGCUGAUAUGAAAGAAAAAUUUAAAAAUAAAAUAAAAAUCUCUGGCAUCCACCAUGAUAUUUUGGAAGGCCUUGUGAAUUAUGCAUACACUUCCCAGAUUGAAAUAACUAAAAGAAAUGUUCAAAGCCUGCUUGAAGCAGCAGAUCUGCUACAGUUCCUUUCAGUAAAGAAAGCUUGUGAGCAGUUUUUGGUAAGGCACUUGGAUAUUGAUAAUUGUAUUGGAAUGCACUCCUUUGCAGAAUUUCACAUGUGUCCAGAACUAGAGAAGGAAUCUCGAAGAAUUCUAUGUUCAAGGUUUAAGGAAGUGUGGCAACAAGAAGAAUUUCUGGAAAUCAGCCUUGAAAAGUUUCUCUUUAUAUUGUCCAGAAAGAAUCUCAGUGUUUGGAAAGAAGAAGCUAUCAUAGAGCCUGUUAUUAAGUGGACUGCUCAUGAUGUGGAAAAUCGAAUUGAAUGCCUGUAUAACGUACUAAGCUAUGUAAACAUAGAUAUAGAUCCAGUGUAUUUAAAAACAGCUUUAGGUCUUCAAAGAAGCUGCCUACUAACCGAAAAUAAGAUACGAUCUCUAAUAUACAAUGCUCUGAAUCCCCUGCAUAAAGAGAUUUCCCAGAGGUCCACAGCCACAAUGUACAUCAUUGGAGGCUAUUACUGGCAUCCUUUAUCAGAGGUUCACAUAUGGGAUCCUCUGACAAAUGUUUGGAUUCAGGGAGCAGAAAUACCAGACUAUACUAGGGAGAGCUAUGGUGUUACAUGUUUGGGACCCAACAUUUAUGUAACUGGGGGUUAUAGGACAGAUAACAUAGAAGCUCUUGACACAGUGUGGAUCUAUAACAGUGAAAGUGAUGAAUGGACAGAAGGUUUGCCAAUGCUCAAUGCCAGGUACUACCACUGUGCAGUCACCUUGGGGGGCUGUGUCUACGCUUUAGGCGGUUACAGAAAAGGGGCUCCUGCAGAAGAGGCCGAGUUUUAUGAUCCAUUAAAAGAGAAAUGGAUUCCUAUUGCAAAUAUGAUUAAAGGUGUGGGAAACGCGACUGCCUGUGUCUUACAUGAAGUUAUCUAUGUCAUCGGCGGCCACUGCGGUUACAGAGGGAGCUGUACCUAUGACAAGGUCCAGAGCUACAACUCAGAUAUCAACGAGUGGAGCCUCAUCACCUCCAGUCCACAUCCAGAAUAUGGAUUGUGUUCAGUCCCAUUUGAAAAUAAGCUCUAUCUAGUUGGUGGACAAACUACAAUCACGGAAUGCUAUGACCCUGAACAAAAUGAAUGGAGAGAAAUAGCUCCCAUGAUGGAAAGGAGGAUGGAGUGUGGUGCCGUCAUCAUGAAUGGAUGUAUUUAUGUCACUGGGGGAUACUCCUACUCAAAGGGAACAUAUCUUCAGAGCAUUGAGAAAUACGAUCCAGAUCUUAAUAAGUGGGAAAUAGUGGGCAAUCUUCCAAGUGCCAUGCGGUCCCAUGGGUGUGUUUGUGUGUACAAUGUCUGACUGAAUCCAUAGAAAUGACCCAGUAAUCACUGUUCUGGGGUGUAGUGAAAGAAAGAGAAUUCAGGAUUUGGAGUCCCUUAUUUAUCGUUGUAGACUGGCACAUAAUGGGUGAAUUCCCAUGCUUAACCCCCACUCUUCCCUUAACGCAGUGAUUAAUGGUCAAGAAAAAUCCUAUGUGUAUUUACAGUUGAAUCAGUAGGGUUAACACCUUAUAAUCUCUGCUUUUCAAAGGUAAUAUGGAAUGUUGGACACUUGGUAAAAAGUAAAAUACCUUUGUAGUGAAUUUUUCUCCUGGUAGCAUCAACACUGGGUGCAGGUCAGAAUCAUUCUGUGGAAUGAAAUGUCUCUUCUGACCCUGUAAUGUAUAGUGUAUAUUAAGAUUCCAUUUAGCUAGCAAGGAAUUUGAAAUUUAAGGAGGGAAUCUUCUCUACCUCUAC